Oldenlandia corymbosa var. corymbosa is the source of this 685-nucleotide messenger RNA. NCBI's taxonomy places the organism in Eukaryota, Viridiplantae, Streptophyta, Magnoliopsida, Gentianales, Rubiaceae. The record is from the annotation of a GenBank genome assembly.
AAUAAAUCGAAAAGUACAGAAUAAUAAUAAUGAUAAAAUAAAUAACUUAGAUGUGGACUGCGGAGUACUUCCCUGAUAUCCUUCUUUAUUUGCACAUUAUAAAUUCAGCCCGCUUCUAAACCAAAUCAUCAUCCCACAGAAUACUUGAGGAAAAAAAAAACCAUUUUUCUGAUAUAAUAUCUGAAUUAGGAAUCAAAUUCUGUGAGGAAAAAAGAAAAAGAUGGGUUUGAAAGGCAAAAUGAUAGGGCAAACAGUGGUGAAGCACUCUGGAGUUGGAGAUGUGUUCCAUGAUUUGUUCAGCAAAAGGCCACACGAUCUGGCCAUCGCCUCUCCUGAAAAAGUUCAAGGCUUUACUCUGCUUGAAGGUACCCUUGGAGCUGCCGGAUCCAAGAUCUGCUGGCACUACACCCACGAUGGUAAGGAAAGCAUUGCGAAGCAGAUCAUAGAUGAAGUGGAUGAAGUGAAACAAUCCAUCAAAUUCAGGAUGAUUGAAGGAGAUCUUAUGGAGUUUUACAAGAGCUUGAUAAUAACCUAUCAUGUUGACACCAUCGGGGAAGACAACUUGGUAACAUGGACUCUGGACUAUGAGAAGCUGGAAGAACUCGGCCCGCAUCCCGGAACUUUGCUCAGCUUUUUCCUUCACAUGAUUGAAGACAUUGAGGCUCAUCACCUCGAUGGAGCUUAA